This is a messenger RNA of Paralichthys olivaceus (Japanese flounder), 7155 nucleotides long. The record is from RefSeq and is a predicted model, not a curated record. NCBI's taxonomy places the organism in Eukaryota, Metazoa, Chordata, Actinopteri, Pleuronectiformes, Paralichthyidae.
AUGGCGAUGUUCACUGACGUGAAGAUAAAAUCCAGCUUGGUGGCAGCAACUUUAAGUCCCAAGUAUGGAGCAAACAAACGGAGCCCACGUCGCCCAACAACAAUCCCCGGCGCUCUGGGACAAGUCGAGCCCGCAUGGUGUUAUGCAGAUUCCAGGGCCAGAGGGAUUUAUCCGGAGGGCCGGGGCUGGGGCUGGGGGAGCGGCUCUCCUGGCCUUUGUGCACGCCCCCUUUUAAUCAACGAGCGGGGCCGAGAGAGACAGACAAGAGGAAGGCAGCAGCAUCCCAGGCUCAGUCCCCCCCACAGCUCCUCCAUCUGCACCGCGGAGCUGGACGGACCGGCCAGAAUGUGGAGAGCACCGCUACUCAAACUCCUCCUCGUCUUCUUCGUGUGCUGUGUUCUCUGGUGCCACUCUGAGGGAUGUGAACUGGGGCAGUUCCGCUGUGGGACAGGCCGAUGUAUCCCAGGUGAUUGGCACUGUGAUGGGACAUCAGACUGUGUGGACGACUCUGAUGAACGAGACUGUCCUCAGGUAACAUGUGCUGACAUUCACUUCCAGUGCUUGAGUGAUGGUGAUUGUAUCCCUGAUCAGUGGGUGUGUGAUGAUGAGGAAGACUGUGAGGAUGGUUCCGAUGAGAGGCAUAACUGUCCUGUAACGACAUGUAUCAGUGGCCAGUUCAACUGCAGUAACGGGGCAUGCAUCCCAGGAGAAUACCGAUGUGACAGACUGGCGGACUGCUCAGAUGGCUCUGAUGAGAGAAACUGCCAUUACCCCGAGUGUACACAAUUGAGAUGUGCUAAUGGGGCCUGCUACAACCGGACUCAGCGAUGUGACCAGACACUUGACUGCCGUGAUGGUUCUGAUGAGGCAAACUGCACACAGCAAUGCAACACGGGCCGGUUUCCGUGUCAUAACGGAGAGUGUGUUCCUCAACGUUACGUAUGUGACCACGAUGACGAUUGUGGAGACAGAAGUGAUGAGCAAAAUUGCACAUAUCCUACCUGUAAGGGCAACUACUUCACCUGCCCAAGUGGCCGCUGUAUCCAUCAAGUCUGGCUUUGUGAUGGAGAGGAUGAUUGUGAAGACAAUGCUGAUGAAAAAGGCUGCGAUAAUGUGUCGAGAGAGUGUUACCCAGAAGAAUGGCCCUGUCCAUCCUCUGGCCUGUGUAUACCCAUGGAUCAGCUGUGUGAUGGGACACCUCAGUGUCCCGAUGGAGAGGAUGAGACAAACAGCACUGCUGGCCGCAACUGCAGUAUCUGGAGAUGUGCCACUCUAAGCUGCGAGUAUCGUUGUCAUGCUUCUCCUGAAGGAGGAACCUGUUCAUGUCCUUCUAGCUACAUUGUCAACAGCAACAAUAGUCGCUCAUGUAUAGACUUUGACGACUGUUCGAUGUGGGGUGUGUGUGACCAGCUGUGUGAGGACCGUGUUGGCUCCUAUCGUUGCAGCUGUCGUGAGGGCUACACCCUGGAGCAGCACAGACAUUGCAGGGCUGACAUCUCAACUGGAGUCCCUUCUUUGAUAUUUUCGGAUGGCAGAGACCUGUUAAUAGGUGACAUCCAUGGCAACAAUCUGCGCACUUUGGUUCAUUCACAGAACAGAGGGGUUGCAAUGGGAGUGGACUUCCACUACAGUCUGCAAAAGAUUUUCUGGACUGAUACCAUUCAGAAUAAGUGGCACUGUGUCAAUGAAUGCACAGACCCAUCCAUCCAUCACUGCGACCAAAAUUGCACUGACACGCCGACCAGCUUCAUCUGCACCUGUCGUCCGGGCUACCACCUCAUGUCCGAUGGCAAAACGUGUGAUGAUGUUAACGAGUGUGAAGAGACACCGAGUGUGUGCAGCCAGGUCUGCGAGAACACCGUCGGUUCAUACGUGUGUAAAUGCGCCCCAGGAUACCUGCGAGAGCCCGACGGCCACAGCUGCCGCCAGAACAGCAAUAUCUCACCUUACCUCAUCUUCAGCAACCGCUAUUACCUGAGGAACCUGUCUACAGAUGGACAGGCCUACUCUCUGAUCCUGCAGGGCUUGACCGGUGUGGUGGCGUUGGACUUUGAUCGAGUCGACAAGCGCCUCUAUUGGAUUGACGUGAGCCGCAGAAUCGUAGAGAGGAUGUUCUUCAACGGCAGCAACAGAGAGGUGGUGGUCAAUGGAGUUCUACAUGGCGAGGGCCUUGCGGUCGACUGGGUAGCAAGGAAACUCUACUGGGUGGACGGCUUCUUGGAUUGUCUCAAAGUGUCAGAACUAGAUGGUCGAUUUGUAAAGAAACUGGCUGAACACUGUGUCGAUGCCAAUAAUACCUACUGCUUUGAAAACCCCAGAGGCAUUGUGUUGCAUCCAAAAUAUGGAUACGUGUUCUGGACAGACUGGGGAAACAAAGCCUUUAUUGGCCGUGUUGGAAUGGAUGGACUCAACAAAGCAGCCAUCAUUACCACCAAGAUCGAGUGGCCAAACGGCAUCACGAUCGACUACACAAACGACAUGCUCUACUGGUCUGAUGCUCAUCUCAAUUACAUCGAGUUCUCUGACUUGGAUGGUAAACACAGACACACAGUGUACGAUGGUAAUUUGCCUCAUCCAUUCGCCCUGACUGUAUUCGAGGACACUGUCUACUGGACGGACUGGAACUUGCGUACUGUGGAGAAAGGCAACAAGUACGACGGCUCGGGUCGUGAGGCCCUGGUGAACACCACACACAGGCCGUUUGACAUUCACGUUUGCCAUCCUUACAGACAGCCGAUCGUCAACAAUCCCUGUGCAGUGAACAAUGGUGGCUGCUCUCACCUGUGCCUGAUUCGUCAUGGAGGGCGAGAACACACUUGCGAAUGCCCCGAUCAUUUCGUGACCAUCCAAAUUGGCGACCUGACCCAAUGCCUUCCCAUGUGCACCAGCACCCAGUACAGAUGUGCUAACAACGAACGUUGUAUUCCUAUCUGGUGGAAGUGUGAUGGUCAGAGGGACUGCAGAGACGGCUCUGAUGAGCCCUCUACCUGCCCAGCUCGCCACUGCCGGCUCGGACAGUUUCAGUGCAACGAUGGAAACUGCACAAGUCCUCACUUCCUCUGCAACAACAACCAGGACUGUCAUGAUGGCUCAGAUGAAGACCCUGUACUGUGUGCUACGCACCAGUGUGAAACCCACCAGUGGCAAUGUGCAAAUAAGCAGUGUAUCCCAGAGUCGUGGCAGUGUGACGGAGAGGAUGACUGUGGUGAUCAAUCGGACGAGGACCCCACCCACUGCUCCACAAGGACCUGUCGCCCCGGACAGUUCAAGUGCCGUAACGGACGCUGUAUCCCUCAGAGCUGGAAAUGUGAUGUCGAUAACGACUGUGGUGACAACUCUGAUGAACCAUUAGAGGAGUGCAUGGGUCCGACAUAUCGAUGUGACAACCACACAGAGUUUAACUGCGUGACCAACUACCGCUGUGUGCCCAUGUGGUCCGUCUGCAACGGCUACAACGACUGCAGAGACAACAGCGAUGAGCAUGGCUGUGAUGAAGUGACCUGUGAUCCUAACGGAGACUUCCGCUGUGACAACAACCGCUGCAUCCCACUGAGAUGGAAGUGUGAUGGGGAUGACGACUGCGGGGACAAUUCAGAUGAACAGAGCUGCACUCCGCGCGUGUGCACAGAGAGUGAGUUUCGUUGUGAUAAUCUGCGCUGCAUUCCCGACCGUUGGGUCUGUGACCAUGACAACGACUGUGAGGACAACUCAGAUGAAAGGGACUGUGAGCUGCGAGAUUGUCAUCCCGGCUACUUCCAGUGUGGUAGCGGACACUGUAUCGCUGAGCGUUUUAAAUGUGAUGGAAACGCAGACUGUCUGGACUAUACGGAUGAGACGUCAUGUCCGACACGCUUUCCCGAUGGCACAUACUGCCCCUCAUUCCUGUUUGAGUGCAAGAACCAUGUGUGUGUCCAGCCUCAGUGGAAAUGUGAUGGAGACAACGACUGUGGAGACAAUUCAGAUGAGGAGCUACACCUCUGCUUGGACAUCCAGUGUGAGACUCCGUUCCGUUUCCGCUGCGAAAACAACCGUUGCAUCUACAGCCACGAGCUGUGCAACUCUGUUGAUGACUGUGGUGACGGCUCCGAUGAGAGACAAGAAAAUUGCCAAAGCCCCACUCAUGGCCCCUGUACAGAUGAUGAGUACAAAUGCAGUAAUGGACAAUGCAUCCCUCUGCAGUAUGCCUGUGAUGAUUAUGAUGACUGUGGAGACCAGUCAGAUGAGCUCGGCUGCCACCAUGGCAGUGGGCACAUGUGCAGUGACAAUAUCUGUGAACACAACUGUACUGACCUGACGGAAGGAGGCCUCCUCUGCUCCUGUAGGUCCGGCUACAAGCCCAGAGAGACAGAGAAACACAUGUGUGAAGAUGUGAACGAGUGUGAAGUGUACGGGACGUGCCCUCAGGACUGUAAGAACACAAAGGGCAGUUACGAGUGCUUUUGUGCUGAAGGCUUUCGCUCGUUUGGGGAGCCACACGGGACAGAGUGUGCUGCCCAGGGAAACCCACCAGUGCUGCUCCUGCCAGACAAUGUUCGCAUCCGUCGUUUCAACCUGACGUCUGAGGAGUAUUCAGACUAUGUGGACAAUGCGGAGCACAUCCAGGCCUUGGAUUAUCUGUGGGACCCAGAGGGACAAAGCCUCAGUGUUGUGUACUGGACAGUUCUGGGUCAAGGCUCUCAGUUUGGCUCCAUCAAACGUGCCUACAUGACCACGUUCAACGAUCACGGUAACAACCCAGUGAAAGAGCAGGAUCUGAACCUGAGAUACAUCGCUAAUCCUGACGGCAUUGCUGUGGACUGGGUUGGAGGGCACAUAUAUUGGACAGAUUCUGGUACCAAUAGGAUUGAAGUGGCCAAACUGGACGGGCGGUACAGGAAGUGGUUGAUCCACACUGACCUCGACCAGCCUGCUGCUAUUGUUGUCAAUCCAUCACUCGGAAUGAUGUACUGGACAGACUGGGGCAGGAAACCCAGAAUAGAAUCAGCGUGGAUGGACGGUCAGAACAGAGUGGUGCUGGUGAGAGAGGAGGACCUGGGCUGGCCUACUGGGCUGACUCUGGACUAUCUGAAUGGAAACAGGAUUUACUGGUGCGACUCAAAAGAAAACAUCAUCGAGUCCAUGAAUCCUGAUGGCACAGACAGAAACAUCAUCAUAUCGGGAGAUAUUGGACAUCCCUACAGUCUGGACGUCUUCGAAGGUCACGUGUACUGGACGACAAAGGAGAAAGGUGAAGUGUGGAGGACAAACAAGUUUGGAAAAGGAAAUAAAGUCAAAGUUCUAACCAUCAACCCGUGGCUGACUCAAGUCCGAAUUUACCAGGAGCACCGACACAACCGCUCAGUGCUGAACCCUUGUAAGAACGUGUGCAGCCACCUCUGUCUCCUCCGGCCUGGCGGUUACACCUGCGCCUGCCCGCAAGGCUCCUCUCAGGUGGAGUUUGACUCCAACGAAUGUGAUGCAGCCAUUGAGCCUCCUGUUCCAAUGCCCCUUGCAUGUAGAUGCAUGAAUGGUGGAACCUGCUACACUGAUGAAAGUGGUCUGCCCAAGUGCAAAUGUCCAUAUGGUUAUUUGGGCAGCUACUGUGAGAUGGGGAAGUCACAAGGAGCUCCAGCAGGAACAGCUGUGGCUGUUUUACUGGCUGUCAUUGUCAUCCUGAUCACCGGAGUGUUAGUUGUCGGAGUUUUCCUCAACUACAAGCGAACAGGAUCCUUCAUCCCCUCCAUGCCCAAACUACCCAGCAUCAGUAGCCUGGUGAAGUCCAGUGACACUGGGAACGGGGUGACAUUUCGCUCAGGUGAUAACGUCGACCUCGAACCAUCACACAUUGGAGUGUCAUUCAUUGACACGGCCAUGCAGAGGGAUGAUAACAUUGCAAUGGACACUAGGGGGCAGCCAAUCACAUUUGAGAACCCUUUAUACAGCAACGCACCUGGAAGUUCUGCUGAUCCUGCUGUCAUUCAUCCAACACAGGUGACUGUGAAUGUGAGCGGUGAACAGCUGCAGAACAACUUUGUGAACCCGGUGUUUCACGGCGAUCAGAGCGCGGGCGUCAUGAACACGUCUUCAGUCAGCGCCAAACCUGUUCAGGAGUCAAAGUGGAGCUUGUUCAAACGGAAAUUAAUGCCAAGCGCCACGUUUGAAAACCCUUCGUAUUCAGAGAUGAAGGAUGAAAAGCCUGUAAGCAGCAGGGGGGACUCCACCUUUUCGCCAGCCGAGGACACUUUCAAAGACACAGCCAACCUUGUCAAAGAGGACAGCGACGUAUAACCCCGUCUCUCACAGACGGGACAAAAAAGAAACACACUUUGCACAGAAUUUAUUUUUUUAUGCAGCCUGUGUACAAAAUUCAAAUUGUCUUAGAAAAGAGAGGUACAUUUCUUCAAAAAGUCUUGUGACUAUGCCUUCUGCCAUUUCUUAUGCCAAUUCUUGUGUUAAUGUUCUUUUCUUUAUUCUGAUGUACAAUAUGUAUAUCUUUGCACUGACGCUGCUGAUAGAAAUGUUAAUAAAUAUGUUGUAUAUUUGUAAAUUUGAACAGUAAGAUUUGGUCAGAAAAUAUCUUUGAAAUAGAUCCCACGAAUAGAUCAAUGUAAACACAAUAACACGUAUGAAAGCAUUCUGAAUGUACAGAAUUUAUAUGAUCGAAGGUUAUUAGUAUCGGAUAAUGACAUUUUUGCCACUGAACAAAACUGAAGAUGGAUUUGUUCAUCUGUCACGUUUAUAUACCUCAUUUCAGGGCUGAAGAAUUCAAGCAAACUCAUGUGGAUUUUAACUCAUGAGCUAAAACACACAUGUGAAACAUACUUAACGUUUUUAAUCUCUACCUACAUUCCCUGAAUUUGUGACUUUGAAUCAACGUGAUCAUUUUGUUUUUAUCUCUAGUAAUGAUAUUGGAAUAGUGGCCAAAAUAGUUUGGGACAAUACUUGAACACGCCCCAUGUAUGUUGCAUGGAAAUUAAUUUAUGUAGUCGAUGAUCUGGAAGAGCGACGCAUGACCUGAGGAUGUAGAUUUUAUAAACACGGUGAAUGAAUCCUUUGCAGAAUGAUCUGUUUUGUAUCUUAAUGAGGACCAAUUAAAACUGUACCUGUGAUCAUGGAGAAAUGUGUGGUUUAAAUACUGCUGCAGAGACGUGAAUGAAUAAAUUUGCUAUUUUGUAA